Suillus fuscotomentosus is the source of this 921-nucleotide messenger RNA. RefSeq lists its product as uncharacterized. Gene Ontology annotation, biological process: peroxisome fission. NCBI's taxonomy places the organism in Eukaryota, Fungi, Basidiomycota, Agaricomycetes, Boletales, Suillaceae. The record is from RefSeq and is a predicted model, not a curated record. The transcript is spliced from 6 exons. The coding region runs from base 1 to 921 and encodes 306 amino acids. Gene Ontology annotation, cellular component: peroxisomal membrane.
AUGUCGCGAGCUUCAAAACUGCAUACCCUUGCUAGACUUAACGAUACUACACUCGGUUUUUUCUCAAAUGUUCCAUCGUCUGAGACAUUAAAUCAUCUCGUGCGGUACCUCAGCACCUGGAGCGGUAGCGACAAGUUCUUUACGCUCAUACAAUAUACACUUAAACUGAUAGUGCCAUUCCUGCACUGGCGCGCACGGCUUCAGCACCGUGCCGGUAUCAGGAAAGAUGCGACGAGCAACGCUGCCCCUUCUCUGGCAAGUUUCACCAGUAUUAUUAGCGAUGCUAGAAUGCUGGGUAGAUUUUGGGGUCUUCUACCAAUCUUUCAGUGGAUGAUUUCCAUGGAGCGCAACCCCCCGCCAACUCGUACGUUGCACACUAUCGAGCGGCUUCAGGGAUGGUCCAUGCUUGGGUAUUACCCCCUUGAACAUCUUUAUUACCUGCGAGCCCAUAAUCUGAUUCCUACCUCUAUUCCCGCGCUUUCCGCUAUACUUGGUCGCAGCUCAAAACGCAUUUCAUUGAAUGGGAACAAGUUAAUCCUCUGGUCUUCCCGAUUCUGGCUACUCUACGUCGUGCUUCAAUUCGCCCACCUAAGAGAGGACAGAAAACUUCUGUUGACGAGGCAGAGGAAUUUAAGAAAAGGGAAAGGGUUAUCUGUUGAGGAUAAAGAGGACCUCCGAAAGCGAUGGGACUCUCUUGGGAAUGAAUUGGUGGCCAACGCUGCCAAUUUACCCUUGGCCCUUCAUUGGUCUCUGGAGAGUGGUAUCUUCGCAAAUGACAUCUGGGUCACCAUUUUCAGCCUCAUCAAUGGGAUCGCUACAUUCAGAGGCGGCUGGAAAGCAACGGCUCUUCCCUCUGUCAAAGCCGUUGCAUCCCCCGAUCCCUCGAACACUACUGAUACGGUAGAGGAUAUCAAGUAUUAG